CAGAAGGAGUUCCAAGACUUGACAACAAAGCGGAGACCCACUCCGGGAACCCGAACAGCGGCGGCGCCGUUAUCGAUAAGAACGGGGCCGUCUUGCCGGCUGGUCCCAAAUAAGUCUAGUGAGGGGCACCCCCCACCAAAAAUUUCAUCCUCACCGAUGCGGUCGCCAUCCAAGGUACCUGUGUGCCUGCGUACAGUGACAAUCUCAUAGUCAAAAGCCUUGCGAAUAACCCAUACAAUCCAAGCUUCUUCGCAACAAACCCGCCACUCAGUCAUCGUAUCCCUGCAUUACAGCACAAUAUUUCAAGAUGGGAAAGAAGAGAGAGAGAGACGAGGCCAAGCCUGCGGAAGAUGUCCAGAUGGCCGACGAGAGCUCCGACGAUGAGGACUUUGAUGUCGUCAAUGUCGACUUUGAGUGGUUCAACUUUGACCCCGAGGUCGACUUCCAGGGCACCAAGACGCUCCUGCGCCAGCUGCUCGACGUCGACUCCACGCUCUUCGACAUCUCAGGCCUCGCCGACCUCAUCCUGUCCCAGCCGACCAUCGGCUCGACAGUCAAGGUCGACGGCAAGGAGAACGACGCCUACGCGCUCAUGACGGCGCUCAACGUCCAAGAGCACAGCCAGAAGCCCGCCAUGGCGGAGCUGGCAAAGUACAUAGUGGACAAGUCGCAGACGAACCCGGCCCUCGCCGCCGCCGUCCCGCGCGUCCUCAACGACAGCGGCACGCAGGUGGGCCUGGUGCUGACCGAGAGGCUCAUCAACAUGCCCUCGGAGAUCGCGCCGCCCAUGUACCGCAUGCUCGUCGACGAGAUCGAGGCCGCGGUCGAGGACAAGGAGCCCUACGAGUUCACGCACUACCUGAUCCUGUCCAAGACGUACCAGGAGAUUGAGUCGACGCUCACCGAGACGGAGAGGAAGGGGAAGAAGGCCAAGGCGGACACGGCGCUGUGGCACUUCCACCCCGAGGACGAAGUGUUUGUGAAGCACGCCGUGGCACACGGCUCCUUCCAGUUCACGAAUGAGGAGAAGGCGGUGGCGGACAGCAAACGUGCGUUCCAGGAGAUGGGCGUCAAGUCGCACGGCCACCUAAUCUUGAUUGAGGCUAGCAAGUGGGAGGGUACAGUGCAGGCAGUAGAGCAGUACCUGAGUGCAUCUCAAUAGAAAGGGGAAACCAGGAAAGAAAAAAGAAGAAACAUGAUUUUGAGCAA
Molecule: messenger RNA, 1209 nt
Organism: Colletotrichum godetiae
Lineage: Eukaryota; Fungi; Ascomycota; Sordariomycetes; Glomerellales; Glomerellaceae
Product: p21-C-terminal region-binding protein-domain-containing protein
Exons: 2
Coding region: 308-1162 (284 amino acids)
Cellular component (GO): nucleus
Source: RefSeq, a predicted model, not a curated record